AUGGAGAAAUUAUCCGAACAAAAAAUAAAUGAUAUCAUUAAUCAAGCUAUCAGUCAUUGGACUCGUACAUUUGGUACAACAAAUAGAAAUACAAACAAUACAAGAGUUGGAUUAAGAAAUUUCAUCAUUAUGAUAAAUAAUUUUUAUAAAAUUGGGCAAUACGGUGACGGAUAUAUUGAUAAUAUGAGAAAUACAGCUAUGAAUAAUGUUCAGGGUAUCUUGACAAAUGCUUACAAUAAAGGUAUCCCUUAUUACGCUGAAGGAAUACUUCAUCAAGUCGCACAUCGUACAUAUCAAGAAAUUAUCACGUUAAAUAAAAGUAAACAGCAACAAUUGGUCAAUCAAGUGAAUAAUUUAACCACUCAAUUAAAUCAGGUAUCAAAUAAUAUUCAUAUAAACAACGAAUUAAAUCAAUUGAAAGAAUUGGUUUCAUCAUUGGAUAAAAAGAUAAAUGAGAUUCUUGUUAACUUGGGUAUACAAUUUCAAAAUGACGAAACACUUAACAAUAAAUUAGAUAAGAUCAAAGGAUUUAUGAUUAUUUGA
Molecule: messenger RNA, 543 nt
Organism: Scutellospora calospora
Lineage: Eukaryota; Fungi; Glomeromycota; Glomeromycetes; Diversisporales; Gigasporaceae
Source: the annotation of a GenBank genome assembly